AUGGACGGAGGCAGUAGCCUCAACAUCCUCUACGUCGACACCUUGGAAGCCAUGGGAGUCCCGCGAGGCUGCUUGCGGGAAUCCCUCUUCCCCUUCUACGGCAUCCUGCCGUGCAUGAAGGCGUACCUAGUCGGCAACAUCGACUUGCCGGUUACGUUUAGUAGCAAAGCCAACUUCCGCACCGCAACCCUCACGUUUGAUGUGGUGGACUGGAAGGGGGUGUACCAUGCCAUUCUUGGAUGCCCCGCCUACGCCAAGUUCAUGGCCUACGUGAGCAGCCGCGAGUACUAUGACCUCGCCACCACCGCAGCAAACUCGAUUGAGGUUGGCCAGCUUCGUGCCGCCACCGCCGAGUGCCGCCCUGACCCUGGUAGGCCUAGCCAGGCACCAGCCUUCGUCUCAACCAACGAGACCAAGAUGGUCGUGGUCGACGACGCCGAUCCAACCAAGACGGUGCGGAUCAGCUCCCAGCUGCCGGCCAAAUAG
Molecule: messenger RNA, 486 nt
Organism: Panicum virgatum (switchgrass)
Lineage: Eukaryota; Viridiplantae; Streptophyta; Magnoliopsida; Poales; Poaceae
Exons: 2
Coding region: 1-486 (161 amino acids)
Source: RefSeq, a predicted model, not a curated record